AUGAGAGACGAUGUCAGCUGUGUCCUAUUCAUCACUGGCAAUCCAGGGACUGGGAAGAGCUAUAUCGCCAACCAUCUCGGGGCAAAUUUUGAAUCGGGGUUCGCAAUGCAUGGCGGCGGAGUGACGACGCAAGUACAGCAACAAAUCGUCGACAUUAAUGGCCAAAAUAUUCUCAUGGUUGAUGCACCGGGUCUGAUUGAGCCAGAUCUGGUCGCAACGAGGCGCAACGCAGAAGAAAUCACUGAAGCGCUUAAACUUGGAAAGAAAAACCGAAAGCCACUCAAGAUUGGAAUCAUUGUGAUGGAUCACAACGGAAGGAUCCAGCGCUCCGACAUGCUCCUGAUUCAAAAGGUCAAUCAGGCAUUGACACCCAGAUUUGAGAUCCUUUUAAUUGUUAACCAGGUCAAAAGACGAAAUAUGCAACACUAUGCCACACGAGAGUGUAUAGAAACCUUGGUCAACAGAAUCCACGAAUACACUCAAGCGAUUGUCAGGACGGACCGUGUGAUUGUGAUCGAAGACCAAGAUGAAGGAGAUCUCCCUGAUUUGGAGCCACUCAAGAAUAUGCUUGACAAGAUUGUGAAACAAGAAGUACGAGAUGUCCAAGAUAUCAAGAUCACUGAAGAAGAAUUCCAGACCAUUGGGGAGCAGAUCCUCAUUUAUACUGUCGCUACGCUCGCUGUACUCACAUCACCUGUCUGGGGACCGCCUUACCUAAUCUACAAAGCCAUUAAGAAGUAG
Lobosporangium transversale is the source of this 741-nucleotide messenger RNA. RefSeq lists its product as hypothetical. Bases 1 to 741 code for a protein of 246 amino acids. The record is from RefSeq and is a predicted model, not a curated record. NCBI's taxonomy places the organism in Eukaryota, Fungi, Mortierellomycota, Mortierellomycetes, Mortierellales, Mortierellaceae. Gene Ontology annotation, molecular function: GTP binding. The transcript has a single exon.